This is a messenger RNA of Penicillium maclennaniae, 3531 nucleotides long. RefSeq lists its product as uncharacterized. Gene Ontology annotation, cellular component: nucleus. The record is from RefSeq and is a predicted model, not a curated record. Lineage: Eukaryota; Fungi; Ascomycota; Eurotiomycetes; Eurotiales; Aspergillaceae. Gene Ontology annotation, molecular function: ATP binding; nucleic acid binding; RNA helicase activity. The transcript has 5 exons. Gene Ontology annotation, biological process: mRNA splicing, via spliceosome. The coding region runs from base 1 to 3531 and encodes 1176 amino acids.
AUGGCUCGCCACGGGGAUACUCGCUCACCAUCUCCUGUAGGCAGCACAUACUCUUCAUCUCGACGCAGCCGCAGAGAUGAUUCCCGUCCUGAGAGAAGGCGAGAUGAAGGCCGUGGACACCGAAGGUCUCGCAGCCCCGAGAUUCUCACCAAUCUACUUCUAUCCAGCGCCGAUACCGCGAUCGCGAUGCUGGUCGCGAUAGAGACGGCUACCGCCGACGCGAUCGUUCCUGCAGAUAGACGUGACGAUAACACAUAUCGACCUGGUCGGAGAGACAGAUCACGAGACCGCCGCCGAGACGAUGAUCGUGAUUAUCGUCGCAGGAGUCGGGAUAGAGAUUAUCGGGCCAGGCGAGAUGAUUCACGCGACCGCGAUCGCAGGCGCACAGAUGAUUCUGCUGACUUGAAGCCCAAAUCUAGACGGGAGGACAGCCGUGACCGCGGCGUGAGUCGACGAUCCGGUUCUCGGGCUCUGGAGACCUCUAAGCCCACGACCCCCACACCUGCAACACAGACCGAGGAGGAUAAGAAGGCCGAGCGACGUGCCAAGUUGGAGGCAUGGAAACAGAAGCAAGCAGCCGAGCGAGAAAGAAAGCAACGUGAAGAAGGAGAAAGCGUAACGCCCGCCGAAUCUGCACCACCAGCGCCGUACGCUGGGAAGUUCGACCCGAAGGCCAUUGCAAAGAACGCUACCAAUAACACCGCACCAGCUCCAGCUGUCCUCGGCACUGAUGUUGCUGUGCCACAAUCAAUUAAAGCUACCGUUCAACCACCUGCUUCCCCUUCUGUCCCCUCUGCCCAUACGUCUGCUCCGUUGAAAGCUAAAGGCAAUGUCAGUGGUUUUGGACUAGGUGCAAAGACUGCUAUAGAUGCUGAAAAGCCCUCGGCUUCUCGUACUCUGGGAUUUGGCGAGGAAGAGUCAACCCGGAAAAAGCUGGAGCGCCUUCCAACACCUCCGCUCGAUGACAGCAAAGACACCGGAGUGAACGAUGAAGCCGCAGAGGACGAUGACGUCGAUAUGCAAGAUGGCGACAAUGAGGAAGAGGCUGCCGCAGCGGCUCGAUUAGCCGCGGAACGACGUGAGGAACGGCUUCAAACCCAAUCACGGGCUUAUCAAACCCAGGGUGAUGUUCCAGAAGGAAAGCUUCGAUUGAAUGAGACCAACGGUGCCAAUGGGGAUGUCGAUAUGGCUGAUUCGAACCAAGAACCUGAACCCUCUAAAAUGGAGGUCGACGAGGAAGAGAUUGACCCUUUGGAUGCGUUCAUGUCAGACCUCGCUGAUAAAGCCCCACCGAAAAAGACAUUUGGUGCCAAGUUAGGCAAGAAGAAGGACUCAAAACCUCCCCAGGCUAUAUUCGGUGACGAAGAUGACGUUGAUAUCACAGCUGUCGGUGAAGAAGACGCAGACGACGUUCUUGCCAUGGCGAACAAAAAGAAAAAGAAGGAAAUUCCAACGAUCGAUCACAAGAAGAUUGAGUAUGAGCCUUUCCGUCGAAAGUUCUAUAACGAGCCGUCUCAUCUUGCGGAAAUGACCGAGGAAGAGACAGCCAACUUGCGUCUCGAGCUUGACGGUAUCAAGGUUCGUGGUCUGGAUAUCCCAAAGCCUGUCCAAAAAUGGUCCCAAUGUGGUCUGGGAAUGCAGACACUCGAGGUAGUCGACAAGCUAGGCUAUGAGGGUCUGACAUCGAUUCAAGCACAAGCAAUCCCUGCCAUCAUGUCUGGUCGAGAUGUGAUUGGCGUUGCAAAGACUGGUUCUGGAAAGACCAUCGCUUUCCUCAUACCUAUGUUCCGUCAUAUCAAAGACCAACGGCCACUGGAAAACAUGGAGGGUCCCAUCGCCCUGAUCAUGACGCCCACUCGUGAACUAGCGACACAAAUCCACAAAGACUGCAAGCCGUUCUUGAAGGCACUUGGUCUCCGGGCUGUGUGCGCUUAUGGUGGUGCACCUAUCAAAGAUCAAAUUGCUGAACUCAAGCGAGGUGCCGAGAUUGUUGUUUGCACGCCCGGCCGGAUGAUCGAUUUACUUGCCGCCAAUGGAGGCAGGGUCACCAAUCUCCGGCGUGUCACAUAUGUUGUCCUCGAUGAGGCAGAUCGCAUGUUUGACAUGGGAUUCGAGCCUCAGGUCAUGAAGAUCAUGGCCAAUAUUCGCCCAGAUAAGCAAACGGUGCUCUUCUCCGCCACAUUCCCUCGUAAUAUGGAGGCAUUGGCGCGAAAGACACUAAAGAAACCUGUCGAGAUCGUGGUUGGUGGUAAAAGUGUGGUGGCUCCUGAGAUCACGCAGAUCGUGGAGGUUCGCAACGAAGAUGAAAAAUUCUUCCGACUUUUGGAAUUGCUCGGCAACCUUUAUGCUGAUGACGCUAAUGAGGAUUGUCGGACCUUGAUUUUCGUUGAAAAACAAGAAUCCGCAGAUAAUCUUCUCAGAGAGCUGAUGCGGAAGGGUUAUCCAUGCAUGUCCAUCCAUGGAGGAAAAGACCAAGUCGAUCGUGACUCUACGAUUGAGGACUUCAAGGCGGGCAUCUUCCCUAUUUUGACCGCCACCUCUGUCGCUGCGCGUGGUCUAGAUGUGAAGCAAUUGAAGCUCGUCGUGAACUACGAUGCUCCCAAUCACUUGGAGGACUAUGUUCACCGAGCUGGUCGAACCGGUCGUGCUGGAAACACCGGUACUGCAGUCACGUUCCUUACAGAGGACCAAGAACGAUAUUCAGUGGAUAUCGCCAAAGCCCUGAAACAGAGCGGACAAGAAAUCCCUGAACCUGUGCAGAAACUGGUUGAUUCUUUCUUGGAGAAAGUCAGGGCCGGCAAGGAGAAAGCCAGCACGUCUGGCUUCGGUGGUAAAGGAUUGGAGCGUCUCGACCAAGAGCGUGAAACCGCUCGUAAUCGCGAGCGCCGCACCUACAAGACCGGCGAUGGAGACGACGAGGAGGAAGAAAAGGAUGAAAAGACUAAGCAGGCCGACGAGGAUCGCUUCAACAAGGCUUUGUCCCAGGUACAAUCUGCUGCCGCUCCUUCUGCCCCAUCAGGUCCCCUUCCCGGCGUUCCCAAGGGCAUCGAUCUCGACGGCAAGAUCACAGUACACAAGACCGAGAAAGACCCCAACGCCCCUUCGAAGAAUGCAUUGGACAAGGUUGGAUCGGCUGUGGCCGAUAUUCAUGCCCGCCUAAGCAAGGCUGGUGUAAUGAGAUCCGGUGUGCCUAUCGACAACCGUGGGCCCGACGCUGGCGCAUUCCAUGCAACUCUAGAGAUCAACGACUUCCCCCAAAAAGCUCGUUGGGCUGUCACCAACCGCACGAAUGUUGCCAAGAUCCUCGAAGCCACUGGCACAUCCAUCACAACCAAGGGCAAUUUCUAUGCCGCGGGCAAAGAGCCCGGUCCCAACGAUCUACCCAAGCUGUACAUUCUGGUCGAGGGCGAAACCGAGAUUUCCGUCACUACAGCCAUGCGUGAGCUAAUGCGCCUGCUCAAAGAGGGAACUAUCGCUGCAGCUGAUAGUGAUGCUCGUGCACCGGCUAGUGGUCGGUAUAACGUCGUUUAG